Xylaria bambusicola is the source of this 3005-nucleotide messenger RNA. Its product is annotated as phosphoribosylamine--glycine ligase. Gene Ontology annotation, biological process: adenine biosynthetic process; 'de novo' IMP biosynthetic process. The record is from RefSeq and is a predicted model, not a curated record. The transcript has a single exon. Gene Ontology annotation, cellular component: cytosol. Gene Ontology annotation, molecular function: metal ion binding; phosphoribosylformylglycinamidine cyclo-ligase activity; ATP binding. NCBI's taxonomy places the organism in Eukaryota, Fungi, Ascomycota, Sordariomycetes, Xylariales, Xylariaceae. Bases 309 to 2684 code for a protein of 791 amino acids.
GGCAUUUUGCUAGCUGGGAGCAAAAAUUUGAGGAUAUUCACGGACCCAGUCCGACAUCGUCAGUCUACCUACGGCUAGAGUGUCUACCUGGGAGUUGCCUAGGAAGUGGAUAUUUACUUACAUCCCAUCUAACUCUUGACACUCGCUGGCAGUGUGACUCCUUACCGCCAUAUAGCAAAGCUUAGUUGCGGAUCCGAUCUGUCUUUCUCACUCUGCGACAUAUCGACAGUUAGCUAGCUAACUGUCUACUUAUUCUGGACACGGGAGAAAUCUGUACAAAUCCACUAGUUCACUUAGAUCUACUCAAUAUGGGUGCACAGGCUAACUCCCUUCGUGUCCUGCUCAUUGGAAAUGGAGGAAGAGAACAUGCUAUCGCCUGGAAGUUGAGUCAAUCACCCCUUGUCGAAUCUAUAAUAGCAGUGCCCGGUAACGGAGGCACAGCAACAUGCCCCAAAACCACCAACAAUUCUUCAGUAUCUGCCGAAGACUUCCCAGCGCUGUUGGAUCUAGCAAGGAGCAAGAACAUCAACUUUGUCGUCCCUGGUCCUGAGGCUCCUUUGGUCGCUGGUGCCGUAGAUUUCUUCGAAGAUGCCGGCAUCAGGUGCUUCGGUCCCUCAAAGGCCGCCGCUUACAUGGAAGGCAGCAAGACCUUCUCAAAGGACUUCAUGAAAAAACACAAUAUUCCGACUGCUGCUUAUGAAAACUUCUCUGAUUAUGAGAAAGCCCGUCAAUACCUCAACACCAUUUCACAUGACGUUGUCAUCAAGGCUAGCGGCCUUGCUGCCGGCAAAGGUGUCAUCAUCCCUACAACAAAAGAGGAAGCCCACCAAGCGCUUAAAGAUAUCAUGCUGGAUCACGAGUUUGGUUCUGCUGGAGAUGAGGUCGUUAUCGAGGAGUUUCUAACUGGCGAUGAGCUGAGUAUCCUGACUUUUAGCGAUGGGUACACCAUCAAGUCUCUUCCUCCAGCGCAAGAUCACAAGCGAGUUGGCGAAGGUGAUACGGGUCUCAACACGGGAGGUAUGGGUUGCUAUGCGCCAACCAAUAUAGCUACACCAGAGCUUGUAGCGCAAAUCGACCGCGAUAUCAUACAGCCAAGCAUCGACGGCAUGCGCAAGGAUGAGAUACCUUUCAAGGGCGUCCUGUUCACUGGUCUUAUGAUUACCUCUUCAGGGCCUAAAGUUCUGGAGUACAAUGUCCGAUUUGGCGACCCAGAAACUCAGACUGUCUUACCCCUGCUAUCCGACGACACUGAUUUAGCAAAGAUCAUGCUUGCCUGUUCGAAAGGACACCUCGAUAGUGUAUCGAUCAAGAUCAAGAACGAAUUCAGCACAACAGUUGUUGUUGCCGCUGGUGGCUACCCAGAGUCAUAUGCCAAGGGCGACGAGAUGACCGUUCAAAACCCUCCUUCAGGAACCUAUAUCUUCCACGCGGGUACCAAGUUAACGGAUGGCAAGCUCCAGACAGCAGGUGGUCGGGUCAUAGCAGCAACCGCCACGGCUAGCGAAAGCCUGAGAGCCGCCGUGGACAAGGCAUACGAAGGUGUCAAGCUCAUCCAGUUCAAGGACAUGUACUACCGCAAGGACAUCGCACACAGGGCAUUGAAACCCACAGCUGAUACAAAGGAAGCCUUGACAUACGCACAAGCCGGAGUCAGCAUUGACGCGGGAAAUAAACUCGUGGAACGGAUCCGCGCGGCCGUCCGCUCGACGCGGCGUCCCGGCGCCGAUGCUGAGAUCGGCGGUUUUGGCGGCGAAGUCGACCUCUCGAAGGCGGGCUUCUCGAGCGACGCCCCGAUCAUGGUGGGCGCCAUUGACGGUGUGGGAACGAAGCUUAUGAUCGCGCAGGCAACGGCGAACCACAGCACAGUGGGUAUUGAUCUCGUGGCCAUGAACGUCAACGACCUGGUUGUGCAGGGUGCCGAGCCCCUCAUGUUCCUCGACUACUUCGGAUGCAGCCGUCUAGAUGCAGGCGUGGCAGCGCAGUUCGUCGAGAGUGUCGCGAAGGGCUGCCGCGAGGCCCGCUGCGCGCUCGUCGGCGGCGAGACGGCCGAGAUGCCGGGCAUGUACAAGGAAGACGACUACGACGCCGCGGGCGCCGCCAUCGGCGCCAUGCGUCCCGAGAACCGCCUCCCGCGCCUCGACGCCAUGAAACCCGACGACGUGCUCCUCGGCCUCGCGUCCUCAGGCGUGCACUCCAACGGCUUCUCCCUCGUGCGCCGCAUCCUUGCGCGCGAGAACCUGUCAUACUCGGCCCCUGCCCCAUGGCUCUCCUCCUCAUCCACCACAGUCGGCGAGUCCCUCCUAACACCCACAAAGAUCUACGUGCGCUCCGUGCUCAAAGCCCUGCCGCACCUCAAGGGUCUCGCACACAUCACAGGCGGCGGUCUAACAGAGAACGUCCCGCGCAUGCUCCCGCCACACCUCGCCGCCGAGAUCGACGUGGCCACGUGGGAUCUGCCCGCCGUCUUCAAAUGGCUCAAGAAAGCAGGCAACGUCGAAGCCGCCGAGAUGGCGCGCACCUUCAACACCGGCGUCGGCAUGGUCGCUGUCGUGGCCGCCGCCGACGUAGAGCAGGUCACGAGCGCGCUGCGCGACGAGGGCGAGACGGUGUAUACCAUUGGUAAACUCGUGUCGCGCGCACAGGGCGGCGAGGGUUGUGUAUUGAAGGGUUUGGAGUCAUGGUGAGGGGGCUAUAUGAGAAGGAGAAAAAAAAAAGAUACCUAGGAACGAAAUGCGAGGAAAAGGGUUAAACAACCUAAGUUGAAAGUCGUUGAAAUGUCAAGAUUGGCGGGAAGAAAAAAAAUAAAUGCUGUAAAUUAAAAAUUGGGAUUCGGGGGCUUGGGAAAGGGGGGAAAUUAGUGAUUUUGCGUUCCUGAUUUGUUUGUAUUCAUUCUGAACGACAUUUGAUUGCAUGAUGGAUGGUGAGGCCGUAGCAAUAUGAGGAUCAGGAGUCACUAUCAAGCAUCUCAAAAGAAUAAAUAAAGUAGCUAAGCCGUUGUAACUGAA